This is a messenger RNA of Otolemur garnettii (small-eared galago), 2574 nucleotides long. It is a transcript of the gene PIWIL4, whose product is annotated as piwi like RNA-mediated gene silencing 4. The transcript has 20 exons. Gene Ontology annotation, molecular function: piRNA binding; protein binding. Gene Ontology annotation, biological process: regulatory ncRNA-mediated gene silencing. The record is from RefSeq and is a predicted model, not a curated record. Gene Ontology annotation, cellular component: P granule. The coding region runs from base 1 to 2574 and encodes 857 amino acids. NCBI's taxonomy places the organism in Eukaryota, Metazoa, Chordata, Mammalia, Primates, Galagidae.
AUGAGGGGACGGGCCCGCGUGAGGGCACGAGGCAUCGCCCGCAGCCCCAGUGCCGCGGAAGUGGGGCGCGCCCCGGUCUCUGUCUCGGUCUCGCCGUCGCCGCUGCCUCCACCUGUUGCUCUCAGUGACAAUGAAUCCACCUCUAGCAGUGGCUUUGUGGAAACGAGCAGUAGCUCACUGAACUGUAAAAAUGAUGCAUGUUCUGGAGACGAUGGAAAUACUUUCACAAAAAGAGACGUGACAAUCAAACGGAACUUCAUGGAUUUGGGUAUCUGUACCAGAGAGAAGUUGGCACAUGUGAAAGAUUGUAAAACAGGCUCUAGUGGAAUACCUGUGAAACUGGUUACAAAUCUCUUUAGUUUAGAUUUGCCCCAGGACUGGAAGCUGUACCAGUACCAUGUGACAUAUACUCCAGAUUUAGCAUCCAGAAGGCUGAGAAUUGCUAUGUUGUACAGUCACAGUGAAUUAUCCAACAAAGCAAAAGCAUUCGAUGGUGCCAUCCUUUUUCUCUCAGAAAAGCUAGAAAAAAAGGUCACAGAAUUAUCAAGUGAGACUCGCAGAGGUGAGACUGUGAAGAUGACUGUCACCCUGACGAGUGAGCUGCCGGCCAGCUCCCCAGUGUGCAUCCAGGUCUUCAACAUGAUCUUCAGGAAGAUCUUAAAAAAGUUGUCCAUGUACCAAAUCGGGCGAAACUUCUAUAAUCCUUCAGAGCCAGUGGAAAUUCCCCAGCACAAAUUAUCUCUUUGGCCUGGGUUUGCCAUUUCUGUAUGCCACUUCGAAAGUAGGCUCCUGUUCAGUGCUGAUGUGAGUUACAAAGUCCUGCGGAAUGAGACUGUUCUGGAAUUCAUGACUGCUCUCUGCUACAAAACUGGCUCGUCCUGCAUCAUCCAGAUGUGUGAGAAACAGCUGAUAGGGCUCAUUGUGCUUACAAGAUACAAUAACAAAACUUACCGUAUUGAUGACAUUGACUGGUCCGUGAAGCCCACGAACACCUUUCGGAAGCGGGAUGGCACUGAGAUCACGUAUGUGGAUUACUACAGGCAGCAAUAUGAUCUUACUUUAUCUGACCUAAAUCAGCCCAUGCUUGUUAGUCUGUUGAAGAGCAAGAGAAGUAACAAUGGCGAACCUCAGCUUGUUCACUUGGUACCUGAACUCUGCUUUCUCACAGGGCUGACUGACCAGGCAACCUCGGAUUUUCAGCUGAUGAAGACUGUGGCUGAGGAGACGCGGCUCGGUCCUUUGGGCCGGCAGCAGCGCCUGGCCAGGCUUGUGGACAACAUCCAGAGAAACAAGGAUGCUCGUUUUGAGCUAGAGACCUGGGGACUGCAUUUUGGAAGUCAGAUGUCUGUGACUGGCCGAGUUGUGCCUUCAGAAAAAAUAUUGAUGCGAGACCACAUAUGUCAACCUGUGUCUUCUGCUGAUUGGUCCAAGGAUAUUCGAACUUGCAAGAUUUUAAAUGCACAGUCAUUAAAUACAUGGUUGAUAUUAUGUAGUAACAGAACAGAAAAUAUGACUGAGAGCUUCCUGAACUGCUUGAGAAAAGUGGGAAACAUCAUGGGAUUUAAUGUGGACUACCCCAAAAUCAUAAGAGUACAAGAAAAUUCAGCUGCCUUUCUUAGAGCGAUACAGCAACACGUUGACCCUGACGUUCAGUUGGUGAUGUGCAUUCUACCUUCUAAUCAGAAGAACUAUUAUGAUUCCAUUAAAAAAUAUCUGAGCUGGGACUGUCCAGUCCCAAGCCAGUGUGUUCUUGCGCGGACCUUGAAUAAACAGGGAAUGAUGAUGAGCAUUGCCACCAAGAUCGCCAUGCAGAUCACCUGUAAACUCGGAGGCGAGCUGUGGGCCGUGGAGAUACCUCUGAAGUCCCUGAUGGUGGUCGGUAUUGACGUCUGUAAAGAUGCAUUCAACAAGGAAGUGGUGGUUGGCUGUGUGGCCAGUGUUAACCCCCAAAUCACCAGGUGGUUUUCCCGCUGCAUCCUUCAGAGAACAAUGACGGAUAUGGCAGAUUGCUUAAAAGUUUUCAUGACUGGAGCUCUCAACAAAUGGUACAAGUACAAUCAGGAUUUGCCUGCACGGAUCAUUGUGUAUCGUGAUGGUGUAGGGGAUGGCCAGCUGAAAGCACUUCUUGAGUAUGAAGUCCCGCAGUUGCUGAGCAGUGUGAGAGAAGCCAGAUCCAAUACCAGCUCCAGAGUGUCCGUGAUUGUGAUCAGGAAGAAGUGCAUGCCACGAUUCUUCACAGAGAUGAGCCGCACCGUCCAGAACCCCCCGCUCGGCACUGUCGUGGAUUCAGAAGCAACACGUCCUGAAUGGUAUGACUUUUACUUGAUCAGCCAGGCAGCCUGUCAGGGAACGGUGAAUCCCACCUACUACAAUGUAAUCUAUGAUGACAAUGGCUUAAAACCCGACCACAUGCAGAGACUUACAUUCAAACUGUGUCACCUGUAUUACAACUGGCCGGGCGUAGUCAGUGUCCCAGCGCCAUGUCUGUAUGCUCACAAGCUGACCUUCCUGGUGGCACAGAGCAUUCAUAAAGAACCAAGCCUGCAAUUAGCCAAUUCUCUCUUCUACCUGUGA